AAGUGAUGGAUCGAUCUGAAGAACACCUUAAAGACCUUCACGUCGCUUCUGCAAAGGUUGGCGGAGUGUGUGACUGUUCGGAUCCGCUGACACGCCCAUAAGGGCUUGAUUCGCCGGGCUUUACCGACCGCACUCGAAACGCUGCGAGACACCGGACGCAUUCCUAAGGUGCAUCUCCUAGUGCUUAAGUGAUUUUCGAGGUGGAAAGGAAGCAGAAACGGACGAAUAACGGAUUCCCACCCUGUAUCACUGUCUUAUCAUUUGAGGUGGAUACUUGGAGGUAAGAUGAACACUGCAAUAGAGAAUAUCAGUUUUGCGGCAUGCAGGGAUGUCACAAAAUAUGCAGCUGGCUUUGGGUGGCAGGAAUUGAAGGGUUAAAUUCUGCAGUUUCUGCUUUGUCUGGUACUUUUCCAAUAGGUGAAAGUUGCCGUUUUCUGCUGAACAUAAAUUAAAUCAUGUUUAUUUAACAGGCUGAGUAAAGCGUUUGUGUUUGCUGAAGAAGACAUUUCUAGUCGUGUCUGCAUAGCAUCACGUUAAAAUGCCCUGUCAGCGUUCAGCAUCCUCUAUUAACAUAUCAAGUGCUGCCAUUAAAAUGUGUUUUUAAUUAAAUGACGGGAAAUUUAAGACCAGAAAAGCAAAUGUGUGAUUUAGAGCUGUCUGUCACGAUGCGCUGCGACAAUAUUUGUUUUCUUAUAACGACAGUAAUGCACAUUUUAUGGCAUCUUUAGUGUAUUAACGGCUGAUUUUGCCGGUUCACUUGGCCCGUUUCAUUUCGUCAUCAGUGCAUUAUAACAAUCUGAACAUGUGUGGGCGAUCUUUCUUAUCGUGUGACCGACAAAAAUGACUUUGACUGGCAAAUAGUUUUAUGAUUGGGUGGAAGCUAUAACAGAAGGUUUUAGUCAGAAAUGGAGAGAUGCGAGCGAGCGCGCGCUCCGGGGUAAGUCAAAGCUGCCGCCGCCCCCGCCGCUCAUAACACACGGACUGUGUCCCAAAACCCAGUCAGUUGAAUCCCCACGCGGUAUUUCCACCACAGCCAUGCUUAAAAUGGUGCCUAGGUAGGUAGCUCACUAGAUGGUCAGACUGGUGAGAGUCAUGAUCUCAUCGCCUUUCAUGUCAAACCCUUUUAACUACACCAUCGCCUUUGAAAUCGAUCCUCUAGGCUUUAAUAUGGAUUAUGAUUCACAAUAUAGUCAAAUAAGUCUGAAAGGAACGAUGUGGAAGUAAUUUCCAGAUGCCCAGUCCUGGUCUCUCAGGACAUGACCUGCUUAUAACAUCAAUAACCACAUAUGAAUUUGCACCUUUCUAAAGGUUUAGGUGUGAUUUCCCUGAGCUCCUAUUCGUCUUGUUUUAUUUCCCAGGAUUACAGGACCUGCUUCUGGCAUAAUUGACCAAUAUGUAAUAUUGUGGUUCAUAUGGGGUGAUCUGAUUUGAGCUCCUAUUCCUCUGUUGUAUUGCACUCGAGAGAAAAGCAUCUUAUGUUGUGUGUUGCCCAUGUUUUAUGCAUGCUGUUUCUUAUAGGAGAGACUUUGCUGUAAGAGGUGUCAUACUGAGACAGAGAGAGAGAGAAAGCAUAACCAGUAUGAAGAAUCAUCAUCUGUUCAUCUUGAGUUUGCUGUUCUACUCAGCAUUCUCUGCUACUCUGAAAGCCCAAGAAGCGUCGCAGAUUCUGUUUUUUGGGGAAGACUUCCACAUCCCCUUGCCGGCCGGAGGAGCUGACGUGUCCUUCCGGCCUUCGAUUGGUCCAGGACGUGAGAAGCCACUGAUGAGAGCUGAGAAAGUGGUGGACCGUCGUGCCAAAGUCAACAGUGAUAUGAGGCACCUGAUCUUGGAGAAUGUUGGAGAAAGUGACGAAGGAGUUUACACCAUCACAUCCAACCAAAACACAGAGGAAGUUAUAAUCCUGACACUCUAUGUUAGAGACUGCUCAAGUGAGGUCAUAGUGAAAUAUGGUUUAGAUUUUCAUAUUUCACUGAAUGAAAUAUCACAGCCUUUGCGCGUCGGCUUUCGCCACAGCACAGUGGAGGCCAAUCAGACGUCACUGCCAGCAACCAACCUGCUGAAUGCUGAUGGGAAGCCCAAGGAGAUUUACCAGGACCGGCUCAUAAUCGAUACUCAAAAGUUCGUUCUGCGUGCUGUCACAGGGGCUGAUGAGGGCAGUUACACCUUCAGUGAUUCCAAUGGCAAAGUCAAAAAGAAGAUCUGCCUCAACCUGAAAGAUCAUCAGAUAUUUGAUGAAGUUUCAUACGGUGACACUGUGAAAAUAAACCUGCACUUGAAUAAGUCUUUAGUCCGCCUGAGCUACACCCCUGAGUCUGAUAAGCUCAAGUAUUUGAUUAUGGCAAACGGAGAGCUCAGUGUGCCUCCUAACCUGGACUUCGAGGGUCGUCUCACUUUGGAGGACUCAGUGUGUGUCCUGACGGAUGUGAAGGCCAGCGAUGCCGGAAUUUUCAGUGUGAUGGACCUUCAGGGAUUCCUGGUUUCUGAGUACCACCUGAGUCUGAAACCCUACAGUAUUCCAAGACUGUACAUUGCCAUCAUCGCUCUGGUAGCAUUAUUAGUGUUGCUGCUGUUGGUGUGCUUGGUGUCGUGUUUGGUGAAGAUACGCAAACGUGCAGCAAAAGCCAGAGCCAUAGAGGAGAAAGUUCAGAAUGCAGGCAAAGUGGAGGGAGAUGCCUUCAGACAGGUUGUGAAAGAUGCCUGUACCCGUCAAAAUGAGGAAGCCCCAGCACUAUCACAGAAAGAAGACAUUACUGAAAAAUCACAGAGCACAGAGGUCAGCAUUAAGGGUUUGGAAGUGUCUACAAAAGAGCCAAGUCUACAAGAGAGGAAUAUGGAGACCAGUGACUCUGGAGUGGGCUUUAAUACCACCGGGCUCCCACUUGACAGUGACACAGAUGCCCCAACAGCAGCCAUAGCAGAUUCUGAUGUUUUAAGUUCCUCUGCGGCCCCGGAAACCAAAGCUGUUCCCAACCAAAUUCCAGAACCAAAGAUGGCCCCCUCCCCUCCAAAACCAGCACCAGCUUCUGAUCUCAAACCAGCACCAGUGGUCAAGUCAACAGCUCCUCCACCACCUUCUCCUGAACCCAAGCCACCAGUAACACCUGAACCCAAACCUGCAGUCACACCAAUACCUGAACCCAAAACUGCUGCUACACCUGAACCAAAAAUGACCAUCUUGCCACCACCGGAAACAAAACCAACCUUAACCCCAUCACCAGAACCCAAACAACCUGUGACACCUGACCCAAAACCAACAAGUCCGGCACCUGAGGCUAAACCAAUUCCAAGCCCAACUCCUGAACCUCUAAAAGCAGUAACACCAACUCCUGAUGCAAAACCAGCCAUUACUCCAGAUGCCAAACCAGCGGUUUCACCUACUCCUGAACCCACACCAGCUAAAAUUGGCACCCCUGAACAGAAACCUGCUGUGAGCCCCACACCUGGUCCCAAGACUCCAGAUCCAAAAGCAGUUUCACCAGUCCCUGAGCUUAAACCAACUUCACCCACUCCGCAGUCUAAAUCACCAGUCUCACCAAUUCUCGACUCAAAACCAACUACAAAUGGCACUCCUGAAUCCAAGGCUGAAUUAGGAUCAGAGCCAAGUGCGCCCCUGUCUCCUGGGCUGGAUGUGAAGGGCACUACCCCUCCCAAAACCCCUGAUACCGGGAAAAGCUCAGUUAAAACUCCUGAGCUCAUCUCCACUGGAGGUCUUGAUUCGGCUUCCACCAAUGACAGCGCACCGCCUCCAAGCACCGAUGGAGCGGCCACCAACUGAGAUUAAAACCAUAGCCUCUUCCUGCCUCCGCCUAGUGUAUUAACCAUCACAGACAAUCGAGACACUUGUCUUAACAACAAAGAAGAGCUAAGUGACUUCCUAAGGGGGUGGGGUCUUUUGAGUCUCACUUUUAAUACGAUUAACAUGCAUCAAUAGAAAGAUCCACUGUAAAUCCACUCAGUUUACUAAUAUUUAGUCACCACAUAAAAAGGUUUGAAUACAGAGAUGAAGCACUCCAGACCCUACACUAUUGGCUGAUUUAAUACAGAACGAGGGAGGCUGUCUGGGAUAUUCGAAGAAAGUGUACAAAGACAAAUGUUCCUUCACAGAAAUAAUACAUCACUGCAUGAAGAUAUUGAAAAAAUAAAUGAUAUUAUCAGUUCUGCAAUCCAAGAUUACUACAGUUGAAUUUGGGGAAGGCACCCAGGGGCAUGGGACAUUAAUCAUUUUCAUUCUUUACGAAAUCAUUUCUGCUCCAUUUUGAAAAGUUAGAGACUCUGAAUUGCAGGAUUGAUACUGAGGAAGCAGUGAGCCAACUUUCUGCCUUUUGAGGACUGGAAAAUGGAAAAGCCUUGUGUCACUUUGACACAUGUUAGUCAACAUGUCAUUUUUACAAGAGAUGAACUUGGCAACUCCAAAAGUAAAGUGCAGUGCAAAGCCAAACGAAGAAAAUCCAUUUCACCAAAAACAUCACAAUCCUUCAUAGACUAAUCUGUGACUUUUUGCCUGGAGGACAUUUUUGAAAAUCUUCUUCUAUCAGUCCAACCUAAGACACUAGCUGUUCUUAUCCAGAGAUGUGACAGUAACCACAUUUCUGUUCAUUCAGUAACAAAAAUAUUGCUGUGGAAAUAUUCCUCAAUUGUUUCUGUGAGCAAGAUGCCUUCAUACAACAACUGACAACUUUGACAGCAACAGGUACAGGUUACUUCUUUGAGUGAGUUGUUUUCAGUCUAAUCGAUCUUGAUGGGGAGGCUGAAGGUUCCAAAAAAGUGUUAUGCAAAUCAGGUGUUGACACAUGUACACCCAAAAAGUCAGCUGAUUCCCAUUUUUACAUCCCAGAACUGAGUUGUCAGUUGUGGGGAAUGUGGCAGACUACUGCAACAUGGCAUAGUUUUACUGGCACCUUAUGCCAAGGUCAGACUGCAGGAUUUUCAAAGUAGUCAUGUCAUAGAUGUUUUCACACUGCAUGACUAUCUGGGGUAGCAUUCUGUUGGUGCUGUGUUUACACUGUAGGAUGGAUCAGCGACAGGCAUUACAAUAGGAAAAUCGCCGACAACUUUGUCUCGGUACACAAACUACGUCUCUCACAACCAAACACAAGCGAGAAGUGACAUGGAAACAAUGUGAGGUGACGUAGUAUAUCUUUUGUUAGUAACUACAUAAUGAAAAAGAAGCCUUUAGUGGGGUAGAAAAUCUACUUGUUUUGCUUACCUGGUCUUUGAAGGGAAUUCGCAAUUUUUUUUAAACUUUUUUCUUCUUCGACUUGGUUGUGGUAUUGCUCAGAUGAUACGUCAAAAAGACACGGGUGCCAUCGGUGCCAAUAGCCAAGUGGUUAAAUGCGUCGACAUAUAGCACCAAGAUGCUCACAGCAACCUAAGUUCGAUUCCCGGCUCGAGGUCCUUUGCCGAUCCCUCCCCUGUCUUUGUUCUCGGGUCCAAAUAGAAAAUAAACACUUUUAACUUCUCCCUCAGCCUCCCAUUGGCCUGCAGAUACCCAUACUAGUGGAUGCUGCUCUCUCAUUGGCUGUAGGUAAUCACCGAUGUUAUAUUCAAUCAGAACACAUUUCACACAACAUGAAUUGAAUCGCCCACAGCUCCUGAUAUUUAGCAUGCCAAAAUCUCAUGGACGUUGGCGACUCAUUGGCGAUUCUCUCAGAUGGUGUCUUUGAUAGUUCACACUGUGUGAUUGUUAUUCGCGUGAAUGAGUACCUUUUUGCUUGUGAUUUCAGGCAUUUUCUGCGAUAUUUUAAAACCUGUCGGCCAAAACCAAAAUCGGAGCUAAAAUCAUGCAGUCUGAACUCAGCAUUACAGUAUCACUCAACCAACUGAAUGGGCUAAAAUAGAUUUUGAAUAACACAUGAUUUCAUCAUUACUUGAUGAAUACCACCCAGGAUUGAAAAUGUACUCACACAUCUCAAAUUAAAUUUUAUUGACUGCCCACUUUACAGAGCUACAAUAGCGAAGUGUUAAAUAGCAUUGACUCUGAAUCUGUGAGCAGUGAAUUAGUCCCAGAAUGUCAUGUUACGGUAAAAUCUGCUUGUUCAUGUUAAAUGAGGAAUAGUUGGACAUAGUUUAUAAGAUCUAGAUUUGUUGUGCUGCUUCUGGUUGAUCUACAGUGUUCAACAAAUAGGUUUAGAGUCAUCGUUGAAAGACAAUACAGUUUCACAUAUCAGUUUACAGAUAAAUCCCUGGUGCCUCCUGUAGAGCCUGAACACCACUGCCUGUUAAUGUUGUAUACGUCCAGGAAUCUGCUUUUACCACACUGUCUGUGGGAGCUGAUGGUAAAUCACAGUGAUUAGCGGGGAAGAUAUGUAACGAAAUGUGUAUCAAGAUCUUUAAGCAUGGGCGGACCUGACAGGCUGGGGGUUUGUGGGUAGAUUUACUAACCGAAGAUGAUCACUACCUCACAUUUACGCUGGAUUAAAAUACUAAAUAACUAAUUAAACACAUUGUAAGGUAUGUUGACAUUAAA
Messenger RNA from Danio aesculapii, 6466 nucleotides. RefSeq lists its product as uncharacterized. Lineage: Eukaryota; Metazoa; Chordata; Actinopteri; Cypriniformes; Danionidae. The coding region runs from base 1499 to 3775 and encodes 758 amino acids. The transcript is spliced from 9 exons. The record is from RefSeq and is a predicted model, not a curated record.